Messenger RNA from Parnassius mnemosyne (clouded apollo), 876 nucleotides. The record is from the annotation of a GenBank genome assembly. NCBI's taxonomy places the organism in Eukaryota, Metazoa, Arthropoda, Insecta, Lepidoptera, Papilionidae.
AUGUCACGCGCUCAAAAUGGAUGUCGGGGCGGCGGUCGUGGAACCAAGGAACCACUCCUCAUUGACGCGGUCAUUGGCAAGGUGGUUAAACGCAACCGUAGGAACCUCUCCGCCGCCUGGAUAGACUACAAAAAGGCAUUCGACUCGGUGCCUCAUACAUGGCUGAAGAGGGUCCUCGAGCUGUACAAGGUUGACUGUACAGUUCGAGACUUCCUCGGGCAGUGUAUGGGGCAGUGGAGUACGAUCCUUUGUCAUCUAGGCGAGCGGAUGACGGCUGCGGAGAACCACAUAAGGAUAAGAAGGGGUAUCUUCCAGGGCGAUUGUCUGAGUCCAAUCUGGUUCUGCCUCUCUCUGAACCCUCUUAGUACCUUACUGGAGGGUUCCAGGAGGGGAUUUCAGCUUCGGAGAGGAGGUAAAAAAGUGACCCACCUUUUCUAUAUGGAUGAUCUCAAGUUAUUUGCCUCCAGUCGCUCUCAUCUUAUGGAAUUGCUAAACAUCACUUGUGAUUUUAGCAAUUCUAUUAGAAUGGAGCUGGGGACGGAUAAGUGUGCGGUCCUCCAUGUCGAAAGGGGUAGGGUUGCUAACUCUGAGGGCAUAGACUUAUCUAUGCCCAUCAAGAUAAAGACCCUAUCCGAGGCUGAAACAUACCGAUACCUGGGUAUGUCACAGAACAUAGGUAUCGAUGAGGCGGACAUGAAACGGUCAGUUUGCGGUGUGUUUUAUGCACGCUUGACAAAAGUGCUUAACAGUCUUUUGUCGGGCGUUAAUAAGACACAUGCAUAUAACGGUUGGAUCAUGCCUGUUCUCAUGUAUACCUUUGGCAUGCUCAGGUGGACUCAGACCGAACUGAACGCUCUGGAAAAGUCCGCACUAUAA